AUGAAAACUGACUUAGAAGAGAAGAAAACGCUUAAAAAAGACGAAAAAUGCCCUAUUUGCAGAAAUGAUCCAUAUUUAAAUCCAAAUAUGAGGUUUUUGAUUAAUCCAGAGUGUUAUCAUAAGAUGUGCGAAUCAUGCGUAGCAAGAAUUUUUACAUUAGGACCGUCUCCAUGUCCAAAAUGCGGGAAAAUUCUUCGUAAAGGACGAUUUAGGGAGCAAACGUUCGAGGAUAUGACGGUAGAAAGGGAAAUUGAUAUAAGGAAACGAAUAUCUAAGAUUUGUAAUAAGCGUCCAGAAGAUUUUGAAACAUUAACUCAAUAUAAUGAUUAUUUGGAAGAAGUUGAAAACAUAACAUUCAAUUUAGUAAAUAAUAUUGACGUAGAAGAAACAGAAACCAAAUUAAUAGCAUAUGAAGCAAUUAAUAAGAAGUCAAUCAUGGUAAAUGCACAAAAAGCAGAAUUAGAGGCGCAGAUCAUUGCACAAAAUGAAGAUAGGUUAAAAAAAGAAAAAAAAAUCUCACAAAAAAUGAUUAUCAAAGAAAAAGAAGCAGAACAUAUUGAAAAAGAAGAAUAUAAACAAGAAUUAAUCCGUGAAUUGGCAUCUUCGGAUAAACAAGCAUCAAAAAUUGUUGAACAUAGUAAUGCCUUAUCUCUUAAACGGUCAACAAUUCGAAAGCAACGAGCAGCUUAUGAAGCAAAAAUUGCAAUAGCAGCUCUUUCUACUUUUCAGAAUUCAUGUUUAAAUAAAGGUGAACAAAAAUUAGAUGUAUUUUCGCCUAUGGCUGGCCAAAAUAAAGAAAAUACAUUAUAUGUUGUAAAGGAAACUUAUAAUGAUUCUUUUCUUAAACCUUUACUGGAGAACAAAACCAUUCGCGGGGGAGGUUUUAAUAUUAAUGAUGUAUACAAACGUGUUUUAUUUGAGGCGUUUGCAAGUCUGUAUUUCGAAAAUUCUAACAAUAAGCCACAAACAAAUCCAUCAUGACCUCAUUUUUUUAAUAUU
This is a messenger RNA of Pneumocystis murina B123, 999 nucleotides long. Its product is annotated as CDK-activating kinase assembly factor MAT1. Lineage: Eukaryota; Fungi; Ascomycota; Pneumocystomycetes; Pneumocystales; Pneumocystaceae. Gene Ontology annotation, molecular function: cyclin-dependent protein serine/threonine kinase activator activity. Gene Ontology annotation, biological process: regulation of transcription by RNA polymerase II; positive regulation of cyclin-dependent protein serine/threonine kinase activity; nucleotide-excision repair. Gene Ontology annotation, cellular component: transcription factor TFIIH holo complex. The coding region runs from base 1 to 981 and encodes 326 amino acids. The transcript has 7 exons. The record is from RefSeq and is a predicted model, not a curated record.